AUGGGGGGUCCACAGGGCUCCAGGGCUGUGAGGCUGGUGGAUGUGGGAGGAGAUGAAUGCAGAGACCACAGCACAUGCCUGGCACAUAUUAGGUGCUCCAGUAAAUGGCAGCAGUGGCUCAAUCAUGACAUCACAGGUGUCCAAGGUCUCAAACCGUACCAGAAUGUUCUGAUUGGGAUCUCGGUGGCCUUCGUCCUGCUGCUCUUCCUCUUCGUUCUCCUCCUCAUCCGACAUCGACAACAGGGCAAAUGCAGGACAUCAGCUCCAGCCCAGCUGCUGAUGCCCAGGAAGAGACCCUCUGUGCGAAGAAGAGGAGAUGCUGCCAUGAAGAACACACAGCCUGAGGAGGGGGUAGAGCUGCACCCUCAGGUGGGACCCCUGCCCUGUCCAGGCCACCAGGGACCUUCCUGCUGUCAAACUUCAUCCAAUGGACACUUGCAUGUCCCCAUAUCACCCAGCCCUCAGCAGCGUCCCACACUGACCUCUCCUCUAGGCACCUGGGGCGUCCUUCUGUGACUUCACUCCUCCUGGUUUUUGUGACUUCAUGGCCACCCACAAGUGAUCCCCUUUCCUGGUUCCUCGUUCUCUGUCUGAACUUCUGGUUGUUGGAUUGACCCCCAGGUCUCAAGAGGAUGCAUGAAUAAGUGAACCACCCACAAGUCCCCUAGGCUCCCCUUCAUUCAUUCACCCAACAGUGUGCACAGGGAGCUCACUGUUUACCCAGCUCCAUUCAGGUGCUGCAGGUACAGCAGUGAGAAAAACUUUCUCCACACUCCUUAGCUCACCUUGUGGGUGAGAGACAACAUGCAAAUAUGCAGGUAGCAUCGUGAAGUGCAAGGUGCUGUUAAGGAAAAUAAAGCAAGAAAAGGGGGUAGAGUGCAUGUGGGGGAAGAGAAAACAUUAGGUGCAAAGGUCCUGAGGUAGCAACAUGCUUUUUCAGGAAAAUGGGCUGUGUGGCGCCAGCCAUGUGAGUGGGAGAUAACAUGUUGGGAUAAGAAUCUGAACUCAGAAAGCAUUCAGAUGUCCAAGGUUAGGAUGUCCCUGAAGAUUCCAUUAAGAAAGUGACUUCACUCUGUUACAGUGUGGACAAUUGACUGGAGGAGGUCAGCCCUGAGAUCCAGGAGACACUGUUUCUGUCCCUCUAUCUCCCCCCAUCAGGGCCCUCAGGAAAUGAGGAAUGCCCAAGUGAGCCACUCAUGAUCAAGACUCAGACGGGGGUGGCCACCUCUCCUUCCCCCGUGUCAGAGGAAGCACUGGAAGUAAAGGACAGGCAGAUGGACAGACAGAUGGGUCCCAUCCUCUCCUGGACGCCAGGCUGCCCCAACCCCAACCACAUACCUAUACCCCGAUUCUCCCCUGAUCCAGGCUGCUGCAUCUGAUGCCCCCCAGGAUGUGAUCUACGCCCAACUGAACCACUUGACCCUCGGACGGAAGACAAUGCCUCCUUCCUCCCAGUCAGAGGAGCCCCCAGCAGAGCCAAGCGUGUACUCGGCCUUGGCCAUCCA
Equus caballus (horse) is the source of this 1505-nucleotide messenger RNA. The record is from RefSeq and is a predicted model, not a curated record. NCBI's taxonomy places the organism in Eukaryota, Metazoa, Chordata, Mammalia, Perissodactyla, Equidae.